AUUGCUGGCUGUUGCUCGAGACCCCUAUCCAGGGGUAGGUUGCCCGCCUGUUGCCUGAGACCCCAGCCCAGGGGUAGAUUGACACCUGUUGCCCGAGAUUCCAGUCCAGGGGUAGGUUGCCCGCCUGUUGCCCGAGACCCCUGUCCAGGGGUAGGUUGCCCGCCUGUUGUCCGAGACCCCUGCCCAGGGGUAGGUCGCCUGCCUGUUGCCCGAGACCCCUGCCCAGGGGUAGGUCGCCUGCCUGUUGCCCGAGACCCCUGCCCAGGGGUAGGUUGCCCGCCUGUUGCCAGAAGACCCCAGCCCACGGGUAGAUUGCUGCCUGUUGGCCGAGACCCCAGUCCAGGGGUAGGUUGCCGCCUGUUGCCCGCCUGUUUC
Molecule: messenger RNA, 375 nt
Organism: Staurois parvus
Lineage: Eukaryota; Metazoa; Chordata; Amphibia; Anura; Ranidae
Source: the annotation of a GenBank genome assembly